CAGCCGCCGGAAGCCUCGCCCGGGAUCGCAGCUGUGGGGAAGCAAGCAGCAAGCUGGAGGAACAGCCGCCGCCGCCGCCAGAGCAGGAAUCUCCUGGACCUUCCCUGAUGGAGGAUCUCCAUGAAGCAAAUGGCAGGUUUGCCAUCAACUUAUUAAAAAUGUUGGGUGAAGAGGACAGCUCCCGAAAUGUGUUCUUCUCCCCUCUGAGCAUCUCUUCUGCCCUGGCCAUGGUCUUCAUGGGGGCCAAAGGAAACACCGCCACCCAGAUGUCCCAGGCGCUUUGUUUGAACAGAGACGGAGAUAUUCACCAAGGUUUCCGGUCACUUCUCACGGAGGUUAACAAAUCUGGCACUCAGUACUUGCUCAGAACUGCCAACAGACUCUUUGGAGAGAAGACAUGUGAUUUCCUUCCUGCCUUUAGGGAAUCCUGCCAGAAGUUCUACGAGGCCGAGCUGGAAGAGCUGUCCUUUGCUGAAGACACGGAAGAAUGCCGGAGACACAUAAAUGACUGGGUGACGGAGAGGACGGAGGGUAAGAUUUCAGAGAUCCUGGGUGCUGGGACAGUUGAUCCACUGACUAAGCUGGUUCUCGUGAAUGCCAUCUAUUUCAAAGGAAAGUGGAAUGAGCAGUUUGACAGAAAGUACACAAGGGGGAUGCCCUUCAGAAUCAACCAGGAGAAAAAGACCGUGCAGAUGAUGUUUAAGCUCGCUAAAUUUAACCUGGGUUAUGCGGAUGAGGUGCACGCUCAGGUGCUGGAGCUGCCGUACGCGGGGCAGGAGCUGAGCAUGGUCAUCGUGCUUCCGGAUGACAACGCCGAUCUCGCCGUGGUGGAAAAAGCACUAACAUACGAGAAGUUCAGAACCUGGACAAAUCCAGAAAAGAUGACUAAGGAUAAAGUUCAAGUUUUCCUUCCCCGAUUGAAGCUGGAGGAGAGUUAUGACUUGGAGUCUUUUCUUCGAAGUUUAGGUAUGACUGAUGCGUUUGAGGAAGCCAAGGCAGACUUUUCUGGAAUGUCGGUGAAGAAGAAUGUGCCCGUGUCCAAGGUGGCACACAAGUGCUUUGUAGAGGUGAAUGAAGAGGGCACUGAGGCGGCGGGGGCCACAGCCGUGGUCAGGAAUGCUCGGUGCAGCAGACCUGAACCAAGAUUUUGUGCAGACCACCCUUUCCUUUUCUUUAUCACACACCACAACACCAAGAGCAUUUUGUUCUGUGGCAGGUUCUGCUCCCCAUAA
Molecule: messenger RNA, 1232 nt
Organism: Odobenus rosmarus divergens (Pacific walrus)
Lineage: Eukaryota; Metazoa; Chordata; Mammalia; Carnivora; Odobenidae
Gene: SERPINB8
Product: serpin peptidase inhibitor, clade B (ovalbumin), member 8
Exons: 7
Coding region: 108-1232 (374 amino acids)
Biological process (GO): negative regulation of endopeptidase activity
Cellular component (GO): cytoplasm
Molecular function (GO): serine-type endopeptidase inhibitor activity
Source: RefSeq, a predicted model, not a curated record